Messenger RNA from Maudiozyma saulgeensis, 1800 nucleotides. The record is from the annotation of a GenBank genome assembly. NCBI's taxonomy places the organism in Eukaryota, Fungi, Ascomycota, Saccharomycetes, Saccharomycetales, Saccharomycetaceae.
AUGGGUAAGUCUAAAAAAAGAUCAAGAGCUUCAAGAGCUCGUUUGAAUCCAUUAAAAAACGGAGCCGAUUCAUCUGCCAAAGAUGCUAACCUGGUUACAAAAAAGAUUCAACCGUUAUUAGCUCAAUUGCAAAGUGCUACACCAAAUGAUAGAAGUAUGGCUAUAAGUUCUAUCAGUGUGUUAUGUGAAGACCCACACAUGAGACAAUUAUUAUUAAAAGAAAAACUGAUCCAUAUCAUUUUAACGCAUUUAUUAAAUGACACAAAUAAAGAUAUAGUUAUCGAAGCAUACGGUUUAUUAAGAAACUUAACACUAGAAGAAGGUUAUGAUAUUUCUACAUAUCUUUGGAGAAAUAAAAUAUGGGUAAGUAUUAAAGACGGCUUCGAACAAAUUGUGUCAUCAUUGAAAACACUUCAACAAGAAAAUUCGACCAGCGCCGCAAAUAAAUCACAACAAGCAGCACAUAACCAAUCAAAGAGAUUACUCUUUGAUUAUGCAGAUAACUUAAUAUCGCUGUUGGUUUCUUUAACCAACAACUCAGAUAGUAUUUUAAGUGAGGUAUUAAGUGAAGAAAACCUGAAAGGUGUAUUUGAUCUUAUUUUAAAUUUUUUGAACUACGGGUUCACUGUUUUACCUACUGCAUUACAAAACACAAUUUUAGAUUUGAUUUAUGAUUUUAGUUCUGAAUCAUUGGAUUUCAUUGACGAACUAUUGAAGCAUGAACCUAUAAUCACUUUGAUCAGAAAUUUAAACGAAGAACCAUUAAAGAAUGAAUUAUCUCAAGUAUUAAUUCAAGGUAUUCUUUUACAAUUACUUGAAACCGAUGAAAAUAUCAGUCUUGAUUCUAACCAAUGUAUUAGCUUCUUCCAAGCUGUAAUCGAGGCCGUGAAGGAUAUUGAUUUGAAGCAAAUGAAUGAUGAGUUGAAUUACGUUAUAAAAGAUGAGGUGGAUAUUCCAAAAUUAAAGGAACAGGCUAAGAAGAGACAAAAUGCUAUGAUGCAAUUACAAGCUGUCGAGAUUGCUUUAGACGUCGUUGCUGGUAUUAUUGAAAUGAUCUCAUCGUUAAAUGUCGAAGUUUCCAGCAAUUUAUCAACUGUUCUUCUUGCUACUCUACCUCAAUUCUUGGAUGCAUUAUUACAAGAUUUUCCAGAUCGUGUGUUCAUUGCCUGGAACAACCUACUAUGGCUUAUUUCAGGAACUGAAGAAAACAUUGACAAUAGUAUUCUUAGAGAUUUGUGGAAUAAAGUAACGACAUAUGACGACAAGAACAAUGAAUCUAUAAAAAUGAGUAAAAUAAGUGUUAUGUGGGUUAUUUUGAAGAUUUGUGGUACUCAGGCGAAUAUCGAUCUGCUACAAGAGUUCAAUGUUUGGGAUAAUAUAGAAUUUGUGAAUACCAUAAUCCAACAAUAUAAUGAGGUUCAGGGUAUUGAUUUCAAACAGAGAUGUUGUGCUUUGUUGGCUACAGUUGCAUGUUACCAAACACAGAAUAUAAGCAUUAACGAAAGAGUAGGUGCAUUUCUGCUUCAUUUGUUAUCAUCUAAAGAUACACCUGUAGACAUUCUAAUUGAGGCUUUGAGCUCCUUAUUCGAAAUAUAUUCCGAUGGUGAUUUUACAUACGACGUUCCUGUUUUUGUAAAUGGGAAUUAUUUGUCUGCUUUGGAAGAAAAAGUGGUUCCAAACUUGAAGGAUGUCUUUAAAAUGGUUGACAAGAAUAAAAAUCCUGCACAGAAGGAAAAAUGCACCGAAAUGUUUAGUACUCUACAAAGUUUCAUCCACUAUAAAGCCAAUGAAAGAUCAUAA